AUGGAUCAUAGACAUGGGCCCGCCACACAGAGACCACUGCCUCCCCAUCGCGCAGUGAGCGGCUCAUACACCCUCCAGCAGGGCCUCCGCCGACCCCCGCUCCCCUCCAGACUCAGCAAUGUCCGCUCCGUAUCCCAGCCUACCCCGAACAACGUCGUCGAUCUCACCGGCGAUGCGCCCAAAUCCACCCACGCCAAGAACACUGCAGCUUUCCUGAGCAACCACGACGACGUCUCCCGCUCCCCGGAUGUCAUGAAUUUGGAAGAUGAGGACGACAACGGACGCCCUGCGAAAAGAGCAAAGAUUGGUGGGCAUGGCUUUCGUGGUGGAGAGGGCCGAGAGGGGACUCCGGAGCAUGGCACAGAUACGGCACAUUUGACACUUCCGGGAUCGCCUCUGCCACAGCUGCCCAAGCCAAAUGCAUCUGCCAACAGGAAUCCGUCGCAGAGGAGGAGUCGUCCGGUGGUGGACAGGCUUGCUCGCAAGGCAAAUGGCUUGGAGCCGCCAGCCAUGGCUACCAGGCUACCUGCUCCUCGUGGUGUGGCCGACUUCUCCCCAUGGACUGGUCACCACCCGGAAGAUAUCCUCAGCGAGACCGUCGUCAAGGCUGGCUAUUUUGACAAACCUCCUGGACCCAACUCCACCGAAUCCAACUCUGCCAAACCGGCAAUCUGGCCCAACUUGAGCCAGAAGAACAACAUGGGACUGCAAACAUUAUCCUAUCUAUUCACAUCUAUCAUGGAGAAGCGACUGGCCAUGGGCAAACGCACAGCACCAUCCACCUUCAAACCUCCGCCGCGUGUCACCGUCACGGACACGAAGCGUGAAGCAUGGCUGAAGGACCUUGCAAAUCCAGAAGUGCCACUUCGAAAGCAGAGUAGGACUAUACCACAUGGCAUUCGCGGUAAAGUGCUCAUGGAACAAUGUCUUGGCAAAGACAUCCCGAUGCCACGAGCAGUCUGGCUUGCAAAGUGCGUGGGAGCGAACGAGCUGCGUGCUUUUCGAAGAAAAGGCGUCAGCGGCGCAAACGCGGUCAGUGGAGAGCAGAAAUGGAUUCGUGACUGGACCGUCAACAUCGAGCAGUUUCUGGAAGGGGUCAUUGCUCUGUGCGGACAGCCAGAGUGGCAGGCGAAGAUGGACUAUGCAGUGAAACUGGCUACCGCUUUCUACUCAGAACGACUUUUGGAAAGAGACCAUUAUCUGGAUUGGAUCGUUACAUCUCUUGGAGAGACUUCCAUUCCACGACUCCCAAUUUGGGUCAUUCUCGCGCAACUUUACUGGAAAGAUAUCACUGCAUUCGGCAGAAGAGGAAGACAGCUGGCCGAGGCGGUCUUGGCCAAGCUCCACGAAGUCAGUACCGGGGUUGUACAACUCAAUGAUUCGCUCAAAGAAAGGUUGAAGAAAUUAAUCGUGAUACUGGCUGUGACAAAUCGGGGAUGUCUUAUCAUGCCAAGGGCGUGGGAGAAGUACCGAUAUCUUCUCGAACCGAUGUCGCUUUCAGGCAAAGCUGCACCCCUAGAGACGCCAGCGCGGAACGUGCAGAGGCGGAACGAGCGGCUUACAGGACCGUUGCUGAAGACGUCUCAGAACACCCGUUGCGCGCUCCUGGAGCUCUACUCUGCACUGGACACGAUUGGAAUACACUUUGACAUUCAGGCACUAACCUCUGCCUGUUUGUUGAAAGUUCCAUAUCUUCAAAAUCUAGUAUGCGCUUUGCUGGACUGGUCCGCGUCUGUGUAUCGCACCGGUCUCAGUCGCGUGUAUUUGGUGGCCAAAAUUAUCGAAGAACUUCACUCCCGUGGACAUGACAUUGACGCCGUCGUUCUCCACUAUUUGACAUCCGCAAACACCACUUGCAUAUCCAUCGCCAAUGUACAUCGGGUUGUGGCAGAGCUGGUGCGAGCUCGUUGCUUUUCAGCAAGCCGAUACCUACAAAGAUUGAUGACUAGCGGAGCACUUUCUGCUGGCCAGGGCGCAUCACUGAUAACGGGUCUGCUUACAGCGCUACCGGUAGAUGCACUCUCGGAGAACCUCAUAAACACAAGAGAGGCACUGAUGGGACGUCUCGGCCAGUCGCCCGACGAGACUGCCGCAAUCCGCCAACUGAACUACGCAAUCAAUCUGGAGAAUGGCAGUUUUCAGAUCCCAGUGGCGAAGGCCCUCUCUCAAUUGGAGAACAUCUCCACUUCCGCUCGAAUGCGAUUCGCUCGCGAUUAUUGCACGCGUGUCAUGGCCUGGGCGAAGCAUUCCGGUCUCUCCAUUGGCUGUUUCUGCUCCAUGAGGGAUACCCUGGAGCGGUGUCAGGAUCUGCAAGCUCUGGCAGAUGUAGUCGAUGCGGCGAUGGAAAGUGAAGACCCAAUCUUGUUGGCUGCUGUAUGCGACACCGUCAAUCUGCACUCGCAGAGCUUCGCCGCUCUUGGGUGUCUGCCGCCCAAGUUCGACCGUCUGUGGGUCAGAUAUCGGACUCUGCGGUCGCAACAACCACUUGACCGAACUUUCAUUCUCGCCCUUGGAGCCUUGACGCGGCAACUACCGGACCAGACCAUGUAUCUGCAACUGCUGGAGAGCGACUUGGCGUAUUGCGAGUCGCAAAAUUCGAUGGCGGCUUGCUCACCAGCUUCCGACAGCCUUGUCAGCAUGCAGGCAUCCUCACUCGAAUCUGAUAACGACAUGGAUGCCGUAUUUGCUAGUGGUAACACCAUGGAUGAACAACUGAUGCAAAGGGUGUUCUCACGGAUCGUGCAGCGAGCUGGCAAGCCAAGACUCCUUGAAGGUGACGAGACCAGCAGGAUUUGCAGCUGGUUCAAUCAGUUGAGGGCCGUCGAUAUCACAGGCUUCAACCAGCUCGUCAAGAAAUAUCUUCGGACUUCCCUGCAGAGUUCGGCACAAAACGAGGAUUCGAUCAAGGUCAUUGCCUCGCUCAUCGCAAGCUCAUGCCUGCACCUCAACUCAGUCGUAGAAGUGGCACGAGAUCUGAAGACACCUGCGGCUUCUUCGAAAGCUAUUCAAUUGGUGUCGUGCGCCAUUUCGAACGAGACCUUGGGGCCGAUGGAGGCAUUCCGAUUCCGCGCGCGGCAACGACAAUUCGCAAAGGAGCACGAAGCCAAAGUGAUUGCUCUGUUGACAACAAGUAUGGAAGACCCCAGGUUUCCCGCGCAUGAUCAAGGAUUGGUCGACAUGGUCCUGGACUAUGCAGUUGGCACUCAUGCUGGAGACUUCGCCAAGAUAUAUACGAAUGCUCUACAGAAGUCCUCUAUUUAUCUUGGCAACUGUCAGCGUUUGGUUCAGAACAUUUUGCAACGCAGCGGCAACCAGGAUGCGGCGUCUUGUGACGUGCGAUCCUUGAUAGCGCUUGCGGACCCCCUUUCCGCUGUUCACUGCUCAGCUGCCUUGGCAAUGUCGUCCAGAACCGAGCCAAAGACGGACAUACAAGGUGCGAUUAUGGAAGCUAUUUCUCAUGGAUGCGAGGUCUGGCCCCAACUUCUGGAAGCUGCCGGACAGGAGACGAUACGAGGCAUCUAUCAAUGGGCACUGGACGACGUUCUCAACGGCGUGCUUGGAAGCGAUGGGACAAUUCUGCCUGACCAGAACCGGAUCCAACGCCGCUUGGAUAUCCUCGAUGUGGCUUAUCAUGCGGAAAAGGGAGACGACAAUGCUCGAAUUGUGUCUUCUGUCACAGACAAGAUGAGAGCGAUUGAGCAUCGCCUCUCAAGCCUUGAGCCCUAUGAGCUUGGAAAUCACUCGACGACGCCGCUCCUUUGCUCGUUCCAAGUCCUCCUGCAUCUGUCGAUCCUCUAUGCUGUGAGCCCUAGCGACGACAGUGAUGCAUUGAAGCAAAGUCGUUCGAAUCUGCUCUCGACGCUGUGUUCGCUCAUGCUUCAAGAAAAUCUACAGACUCAACAGGGACUACUGGAGUACAUCUACGAUGUUGCCUCUGCCGUGGCGGAUACCCUCCCGAUCGAGACAUUGUCUGCCCUGACGAAAAGCGUGACUGCCAAAGACCCGCGCCUGGCUUCUGUUCUCGGAAUCACGCCUUCGCCCGAUGCUUGGUUGAAUCUUGCCUCGCAUCCUCAGGCCGCCGGCACCCAACAGCAAAGGGCUAUGAUGAGACAGUCGCAGCCGCAGCAACAAGCAGGAAGGCAACCCGCUUCCGCUACCCCAUCCGGAAGCAAGGCGCCGGUUCGUCCAGUGGGAGAGACGAAGAUGGUGCCCUUUCCACUACGUCGAUGGGAAAUCAUGGGCGACGCGACCCCAGCCAUGGGAGAUAACGACACGAGUCUGAGCCUGGCUCUGUUCGGGGCGAGGAAGGUAUAG
Lecanosticta acicola is the source of this 4314-nucleotide messenger RNA. The record is from the annotation of a GenBank genome assembly. NCBI's taxonomy places the organism in Eukaryota, Fungi, Ascomycota, Dothideomycetes, Mycosphaerellales, Mycosphaerellaceae.